Molecule: messenger RNA, 1132 nt
Organism: Cannabis sativa
Lineage: Eukaryota; Viridiplantae; Streptophyta; Magnoliopsida; Rosales; Cannabaceae
Exons: 4
Coding region: 112-483 (123 amino acids)
Biological process (GO): proteolysis
Molecular function (GO): cysteine-type peptidase activity
Source: RefSeq, a predicted model, not a curated record
UGGUUGCUUUCUGUUAAUACUGGGUAAGAAUUAUUUAGUUAACUAUUUAUGUUAUCAAUAUAUUUGACUUACAUAUAAUAUCUUACUUUGGUGGUCAACAGAGACCAUUGGAUGCUAGCAAUUAUUGAUGUAUUGCGUGAAACAUGUUAUUGGCUUGACUCAAUUGGAUUACCCCCGCCUAAUAAAAUUAAAUCUCUAAUGGCAAUGACUUUUGAUUACUACAAUGCUUCCAGUAAUAGGCAGCCAAAAAAGUCUGGCAUUACAUGGAAAUCUAUAAAAUGUCCUCAACAAAUAUCGGAUUUUGAGUGUGGAUAUUAUGUAAUGAGAUACAUGCGUGAAUUUUGCAUGAAUUCUAGACCUAUCAAUUGGCUAACCACUCAAUGGAAUGGGAAAAAAACUUAUACAAAACAAGAAAUUGAUGAAAUUCGUUUGGAAUGGGCUGACCAAUUUUUAGAAGAAAUUACAGAAGAUGGAGUGCUUUAAUUGAGUGAUCACAAUAAAAGAAACAUUGUUAUUGUGUUAUGCAAACCUUUCAGUUUAUUAAUUUGUUUUAAGGUAGUAAGUGCUUGUUUUUUUUCCCUAAGAUGCUUUUAUCUAUGUUGGUUUCUUUGAAAUUUUUACUGAAGCUUAUUAGAGGGUCCAUCUAGUAUCUUUGUUUCAACAAAGUUAUAUAUAUCCUAUAUGACUUAUGUAGUUGUUUAUUACAUUAUUUUUCUUUCAAUUUUUUAUAUGGCGUUUAUAAUUUUUUAAAUUUAGUUUAUCUUGCAUGUUCAUUUAUUAUAAAUUUAAUUAUUUCUUUUUACCUUUCUUUAAUAUUAGAACAAAAUAUAAUUUAUAUACAUAUUGUUUUUUAAGAAAAUAUAGAUUAAUUUUUUUAAUUUGGAGCACAAGUACAGAUUUAAUUAUGUUUUUAUGUUUACUAUUCUUACAUAUAUAUUAUAUUAUAUUCUACAUUUAUUAAUUAGUAAUACAUAUAAAACACUUUAACUAGAAAUAUUUAUUUGCUAGUGUAAAAAUAUGAUAUAAUUUAGUAGCAAUAAAUUUAUAAUUGCAAUAAAUUCUAAUAAUAUACACAAAAUGCAUCAACUUUAUAUUUUACGCCAAUAUAAAAUUUUAGCUACAAAAAAUACUA